AUGAUGCAAGGGAUGCCAGUUCAUCACUCAAGAUAUCUAGCCAUAGACCCAACGACACGUGGUACGUCAGGGAUGCAUUUGAGAAGCAGCCAAGUUGACGAGGUGUGGGUAAAAGUUGCCUCCUCCUACGUUUCUCUGAUGAGUGCUAAGACAAACCUAAACGUGGAAGUUUUCUUCUCCAUAGGGAGGGACAUUAAGCAGAGGCUUUCUGACACCGACUCCAGGGCAGAGCCUGCGACGAUCAGGAUAAGCCAAACUGAUCAGGAAACUGGAGCCGCGCAGGCCACACAGAAAUCUGCAUGCUGUGGAAGUUAG
Messenger RNA from Eruca vesicaria subsp. sativa (arugula), 315 nucleotides. Lineage: Eukaryota; Viridiplantae; Streptophyta; Magnoliopsida; Brassicales; Brassicaceae. The record is from the annotation of a GenBank genome assembly.